Sodiomyces alkalinus F11 is the source of this 1053-nucleotide messenger RNA. Its product is annotated as neutral protease. Gene Ontology annotation, biological process: proteolysis. NCBI's taxonomy places the organism in Eukaryota, Fungi, Ascomycota, Sordariomycetes, Glomerellales, Plectosphaerellaceae. Gene Ontology annotation, molecular function: metalloendopeptidase activity. The transcript has 2 exons. The record is from RefSeq and is a predicted model, not a curated record. Bases 1 to 1053 code for a protein of 350 amino acids.
AUGAGGCUCAUUGCUGGUGUCACCGCCCUGGUUGGUCUUGUGACCGCGGCUUCAGUUGAUCUGAGCAGGCGUGAAACCCCUCUCGAGGUCAAGCUCGACCACGCCGGUAACUCGGUCAUUCACGCCUCCCUCACCAACAACGGCGACGAGGCCCUUAAGCUAUUCACCACCGGUACCUUCCUCGAUGACAGGGCCGUGGAGAAGGUUGAGGUCUACUCGGGUAACACCAAGCUACCGUUUGACGGCCUUCGCCUGACCGUUUCCACCGUGAACCUCCCCGAAGACGCCUUCCGGGUCAUCAACGCCGGCGAAACCAUCGAGGUAGACUUCGACGCCGCCGAGCUGCACGACCUCAGCUCCGGCGGCGACUACGGCAUCCAGACCAAGGGUGCCUUCUCCUACGCCGCCCUCAACUCGACCGAGGUCGUAGGCGUCGUGCCCUACAGCAGCAACACGCUCCACAGCACCAUCGACGGGUCCCACGCCGCGAGCGUGCACAAGGAAUUCCAAGCCAAGGCCAAGCGCACCAUCGUGCAGGGCGACUGCCAGGGCUACCAGCGGACGGCCACCGAAACGGCGAUCCGGAACUGCCAGCCGCACGCGGUGCGGGCGCGCUGGGCGGCGCAGAACAACCCGGCCAAGCUGCAGGAGUACUUCAAGUCGACGAGCGCCCACGUCAAGAACACGGUGACGGCCGUGUUCGACCGCGUCGCCUACCAGUGCGGGUCCACCAACUCCGGGGACACCCGCUACUAUUGCAGCGACGUGUACAGGGCGUGCUCCGGGGGCGCCAUCGCCUACGCGCUCCCCUCGCAGAAUUUCAUUGUCAACUGCCCUACCUUCUUCACGCUGCCGGCUUAUUCGUACCAGUGCCAUGCGCAGGACCAGCAGAGCACUGUCGUCCAUGAGAUGACGCAUCUGUACAAGGUCGCGGCCACGGCUGAUUAUGGCUGCUACGGUUAUAACUGUGUCAGGGCGCUGUCGGCGGCGCAGAACCUCAAUCAUGCGGAUACGUAUAGUCUUUUUGCCCAGUCUCUAUUCGCAGGCUGCUGA